Messenger RNA from Aspergillus fischeri NRRL 181, 1566 nucleotides. RefSeq names its product Zn(II)2Cys6 transcription factor. Gene Ontology annotation, biological process: regulation of DNA-templated transcription. The transcript is spliced from 4 exons. Bases 1 to 1566 code for a protein of 521 amino acids. NCBI's taxonomy places the organism in Eukaryota, Fungi, Ascomycota, Eurotiomycetes, Eurotiales, Aspergillaceae. Gene Ontology annotation, molecular function: zinc ion binding; DNA-binding transcription factor activity, RNA polymerase II-specific. The record is from RefSeq and is a predicted model, not a curated record.
AUGCCUUUUUGUUGUCGUCCGAGCAAAUUCUGUCUUGGGUGCCGUCAGAGACGCAUCAAAUGCGAUAUGGCCGUCCCUGCCUGCUCUCAAUGUAAAAGAGCUGGCAAGGAAUGCGUGGGCUACAGGGACGAACUACCACUGUUAUUCCGAGACGAGAAUGCUCGCACCAUCAGACGAGCUACAGCUGCUAAGGCUCGAUCCAGAGCUCAAAGAAAGGAUGCAGGAUCCGAUUCCGCUUCUUCACCUGGCUUGAAGCUUAUGAGAUCAAGCCAUGGGCCUAUCACGGCUACUUCAUUACCCUCAACCUUGCCGUCCCUUGAUAUGGACGAACUCGGGCUGCAUUUCUUCGUCUAUCACUUCUCCACUUACGCCUGGGCCGGCCGAUGCCAACCUCAAAACAUUACAUCGCCCUUUAUGCGUCGAUUCGGCGAAGAUGCGACUCUGAGAAGUGCGGUUGCUUCGGUCGGUUUAGCUGCCCUGUCGAAUAUUCGAAAGGAUGAGGGGAUCUUACGUGGAGCACGGCAGAGGUAUGGUCAAGCCAUCAGGGUAAUCCAGAGCACAUUGAAAUCUCAGACUGCCGACCAACUGGACGGUACCAUGAAGAUGAUUCUGAUGGUUGCUCUAUUUGAGAUUGUCGACGCCAACCCGACGUCAAAGCUAUCGUGGAUCGUGCAUUUGCAAGGUGCAGCAGCCUUGCGGAAUCGGUCACCGCGAGAUUUCUUCACCAAGAACCAUCGUGUUCAGAUCAUGUUCACAUUUACUUGGAUUUUCAAAUACUUCCAGACCGGAGGGCGCUUUCCACUGGAGUUGGAAGGUUGGGCGGCGCCGGAUAUACCUGUCGAGGCCAACGAUGACUUUCCUGCUGUCUCCCUGAUCGAGAUCCUCCUCAAAUUUAUUCGUCUGCAUGCCAGUCUCGCGAAAGGCAGUGAUCAAUCAAUGAGCAGCGCUUUAACGGAGGCACUGGCCUGCGAAAUGCAGCUCGAGGGAUGGUCAACAAGCCUUCCUGCCAAAUUUGGCUACAUGGAGAAAGUUUCAAAAGACACCUCACAAUACUUCUAUGGUCGCUUCCACCUUUAUGAGGACGUCUGGGCUUCGCGCAUUCUAAUCCACUAUCUCACGGGCCGCCUCUUUGUGAAUGAGUUGAUAUUGCACCUUGCGUCCCAAUGUGAUAGUUCAAUCGAGCAAAUACUACAGACGGCGCAUGCCCGCCGUAUGAUCAUCCAGUUGGCCGUCGAUAUUUGCGUCGCUGCCGCGAGUCAGCCUCUAUUUCCGGAUUAUAUGAGCCUCAACAGAAACGGCGCAAUACCUCCACUCAGUGGCGUCUUCAUGUUUAUGUACCCCCUUGCAGUGGCUGCAACUGCGACUGGGGUGUCCGACGACCUCCGUGAAUGGGUGAUGCGUACUCUCGAUCAUAUUGGUCAGACCAUGGGUAUCCGUCAGGCUUUGUUGAUGAAAGCCGAGCUAGCACAGUCCUUUCCGAGAGUGCACUCCUCCCUCUACAUCGAAAGUCCAUCUAAAACGGUUGGAAUUCUCACGCAAAAAGGAGCGGACCCACACAGGACAUAA